CCGCGCGCUCCCGCCCUCUGCCCGCCCCCCGGCUCCUUCCUUCUCCCAGUUUCUGCGCCGGCGGCGGUGCGGGAGGGAGGCGGCGAUGGCCGAUGAGAUCGCUAAGGCUCAGGCCGCCCGGCCUGGUGGUGACACAAUCUUCGAGAAGAUCAUUCGCAAGGAAAUCCCAGCCAAAAUCAUUUUCGAGGAUGACCAGUGUCUUGCUUUCCAUGACGUUUCUCCUCAAGCACCAACACAUUUUCUGGUGAUACCCAAGAAGCAUAUCUCCCAGAUUUCUGUAGCAGAAGAUGAUGAUGAAAGUCUUCUGGGACAUUUAAUGAUUGUUGGCAAGAAAUGUGCUGCGGACCUAGGCCUGAAGAAGGGUUAUCGAAUGGUGGUCAAUGAAGGCUCAGAUGGGGGACAGUCUGUCUAUCAUGUGCACCUCCAUGUUCUCGGAGGUAGGCAGAUGAAAUGGCCUCCUGGUUAAACAUGUCUUAUGGAUAAUUUUCCCUUCUUUAGGCAAUGAUCAAUUUUGCAAAUUCUAAUAUGUUAAACAGUACACUUAUAUUUGCCUGUGUAUGGACAAAUUGAGGAAAUAAUUUGAAAAACUCAUACAUAAUAAAAGACAUUGUUGCAUGGUCUGAA
Pteropus alecto (black flying fox) is the source of this 624-nucleotide messenger RNA. It is a transcript of the gene HINT1, whose product is annotated as histidine triad nucleotide binding protein 1. Gene Ontology annotation, molecular function: hydrolase activity. The record is from RefSeq and is a predicted model, not a curated record. Gene Ontology annotation, biological process: purine ribonucleotide catabolic process. The transcript is spliced from 3 exons. Gene Ontology annotation, cellular component: cytoplasm; nucleus. The coding region runs from base 86 to 466 and encodes 126 amino acids. NCBI's taxonomy places the organism in Eukaryota, Metazoa, Chordata, Mammalia, Chiroptera, Pteropodidae.